AUGUCGCCUCUCAAUAUGAGCGCAUUGCCUUCGCUGCGCAAACAGCAGCUCCUUUCCGAAUUCGCUGGACUUAAGCAGGCUUGUCCAGAAGGGAUAUUCGUUAGUAUCACACCAGGAGAUGCCACGCUCUGGUCUGGCGUGCUCUUUGUUCGUAAAGGCCCCUAUUGUCCUGCUAUACUCAGGUUCUCAAUAUCCUUCCCCGAUUCGUAUCCUCAGCUUCCGCCCGUGGUGGUCUUCACAACAGACAUGUUCCACCCCCUCAUCACGCCUUUAACAACAUAUAUGUACACAACCGAUAUACAAGAAAGUGGUACCGUAAGCGCAUCGGACCAGGAGCGACUACCACCGGGCGGAUUCAGCUUGCGCCAUGGUUUCCCGGAUUGGUUCGGACGAGGUAGACGGAGCAUGGCAGAAGCGAAGCAUACGGACCAGCAACGGUUGACGAGUCCCGAUGCAGCAGCAGCUAGCAUUUCUACAACACCAGCAGUAGCGCCAGUUCCUUCGUACACGCGCACUGGCCAAAAGAGUGUUUCGGCUUACGAAGUCCUACACUACAUCCGCAGUGCCUUUGACGACGAAGCGGUUCUUGACUCGGUGCCUCUCACAGCAGCCGGAAACCCAGGGGCGUGGCACGCAUGGAGGACGCACCGAAAGGCGACAGGGAAGCUUGUAGAGGAUGAAGCGACUGAAGAAGCGCAAACUAGCGAAGAGAACGAUCAGCAACCUACGGAGAAUGCGAAACCUACACCUGCAGCGACGCCCAGACAGCCUGGAGAAUGGAAUUGGGAUGGCGUAUGGGAAGACAGAGUGAAGAAGAACGUUUCAUCCAGCUUAUCAGAACCCGUUCUGUACGGCGAAACGAAAACAUCUGAUGACUUGAUUAAAUUCCUUGAGAUGGAGGAUAACGAUAUCGAUUCGGUUAAGGAUAACCUUCGCCGAACACUUGGCCAGGCGUAA
Fusarium pseudograminearum CS3096 is the source of this 957-nucleotide messenger RNA. RefSeq lists its product as uncharacterized. Lineage: Eukaryota; Fungi; Ascomycota; Sordariomycetes; Hypocreales; Nectriaceae. The transcript is spliced from 4 exons. Bases 1 to 957 code for a protein of 318 amino acids. The record is from RefSeq and is a predicted model, not a curated record.